Molecule: messenger RNA, 1170 nt
Organism: Homarus americanus (American lobster)
Lineage: Eukaryota; Metazoa; Arthropoda; Malacostraca; Decapoda; Nephropidae
Product: serine/arginine-rich splicing factor 7-like
Exons: 6
Coding region: 161-799 (212 amino acids)
Biological process (GO): mRNA splicing, via spliceosome
Cellular component (GO): cytoplasm; nucleoplasm; ASAP complex
Molecular function (GO): zinc ion binding; RNA binding
Source: RefSeq, a predicted model, not a curated record
CAAAUUGUCAGUCGGCUGUGAUCGAUUCAUCCCGGUCAGUACUGCGCGUUGUGCCGAGCGUCUCCUGCCACCUGUGACGGGGCGCUCAUAGUCCUGCAUAUAUACCCCGAGAACAAGCACAUAUUUCGUGGGAUUCUGGAAUAAGAUAAUCAUUGCCAAGAUGCCAGCAUCACUUGAUUGCAAAGUGUAUGUUGGUGAUUUGGGCUCAGGAGCAUCAAAGCAAGAGCUUGAAGAAGCUUUCUCGUACUAUGGACCCUUAAGAAAUGUUUGGGUAGCCCGCAACCCCCCAGGCUUUGCUUUUGUUGAAUUUGAAGAUGUACGUGAUGCUGAGGAUGCUGUUCGGGGACUUGAUGGCAGGACAAUAUGUGGCCGCAGAGUUCGCGUAGAGCUUUCAACCGGUAAAUCUCGAAGUCGAUUUCGUGGCCCUCCUCCUCGUCGAGGCAGGCCAUUCCACCCAGAGGAUCGUUGCUAUGAGUGUGGAGAGCGCGGGCACUAUGCUAGAGAUUGCUAUAGGUACAGCCGUCGACAUGGAUCAAGGUACUCAAGGUCUCGGAGUCGAAGUCGUUCACCACGCCGGAGAAGGUCAUAUACACGCUCCAGAUCCCGUUCAAGGAGUAGGACCAGGGAUCGCUCUCAUUCACGUGACCGCAGUAGGUCCAGGGAGAGAUCUAGGUCUCGCUCACGUACCAGGGAUCGCAGCCGCAGUCGUACACGUGAGAGGUCCAGAUCACCAUCAAGGGACAGGGAUAGAUCUCGUUCACGAGAUGACAAAGGAUCUACCCCUUCUUCUGAGUGUUAACCUACAGCAUCACUCCUUGACAAUGGGACCGAAGUCGAUCAAGGACUCCAGUUCAGAACGGUAGCCCAAAGAUGAAGGGUGAAGACUUGAAUGAUGAGUGAAUUAAGCAGCUUUCUUAAGCUUUGUAACACAUUUUUUCAGUUUUGUACUCUCAUUGGUGUUAGAUUGAUGUAUGGUCAGUCUUGUUAUUGUCAUAUGCCUUAUGUGAGUAGCAGUAUUUAAACUGCUAAAUAAGUGGAUAAAGAUUUAUUACACUUAUAGAAUGGGAUCCCAAGUUUCUAUUGGUCAUUAAGUUGGGUACAUUCCAACCUAAAUUAAAAUCAUAGCAAUGUAUGGUUUACAAUUUUCAAUAAAACAAAUUUUACUUAAAA